CGGAGGACUCCUUUGAAGAUUAUGGUCGGAUCCUGCAGCAGAUAACAGAUUAAGCUGCUUAUCAUGGUGGAGGGAGCGCCAGCGAGUAACUCGUUGACUGAUCCCUGAUAAGUCAUCCCUGAUGCAUUCGUUCCACAUGGCGCUUACCCCUCAUUGGCAUCUGCUCGUCAGAGGUCAAACCAACAUAAAAAACCAACCUCUUCCUCUCUUGUCCACUCCUCAACUUCAAUCCGACCGCCAAUAUGGCGCCUUUAAUCGUUGACAUCCAUACUCAUGUCUACCCUCCCUCGUAUAUGCAGAUGCUUCGUGCGCGCAAAACCGUCCCCUAUGUCCACGACCCAGCCAACAAUGCUACUCCUCGUCUCAUCAUCCUCUCGUCCGAUGAUGACCCGUCUAUCCCCAUCGAUGAGCGCGGUCGCCCGGUGGAUUCUUCUUACUCAGACAUCAAUGUGAAACUGGCAUUCAUGCGGCGCCACGGAAUCAACUCCAGCGUCAUCUCAUUAGCGAAUCCUUGGCUAGAUUUCCUUGAACCCGAAGAAGCGCAGACAUGGGCGGAGCGAAUCAACGAUGACCUCGAGUCAACCUGUGCGCAAGUGAACAAGGACGCAGAUCCAGACCAGACAAAGGCACUUCACGAGAAGGAGACGUUGUUUGCUUUCGGAGCACUUCCACUUAGUGCCCCGAGUCCCGAUAUUGUCGUGAAUGAGAUUAAAAGGUUGAAGACAUUGCCACAUCUACGAGGAGUGAUUAUGGGAACGACAGGACUGGGCAAAGGCUUAGAUGACAAUCGGCUGGAUCCGGUCUGGGGGGCAUUACAAGACACGGGGUCGAUGUUGUUUCUACACCCGCACUACGGGCUCCCGGAUGAAGCGUUUGGUGGUCCAGAGGUGAUAAGCCGCUACGGUCAUGUUCUUCCACUGGCUCUAGGAUUCCCACUCGAGACAACCAUUGCGGUGACGCGAAUGUUUCUGGCGGGCGUAUUCGAUCGCUUUCCGCGGCUGAAGAUCCUGUUGGCUCAUUCUGGAGGCACGCUUCCCUUCCUUGCCGGUCGGAUUGAGAGCUGCAUUGUCCACGAACGCAAGUUUAUCGCCAACGGGGGGGAUGUGCCUGGUCCGCAACGGAGUGUGUGGGAUGUUCUAAACACCAAUAUCUACCUGGAUGCCGUUGUGUAUGGUACUGCUGGGUUGAAGGCAGCGGUUACUGCGGCGGGCGGAACUGAUCGUCUGCUCUUCGGUACUGAUCACCCAUUCUUUCCUCCUCUAGGUGAUGAUGAGGAAGAAUGGCCUAGUGUAACGACUAAUUACAAGGCAAUCCACGCCGCAUUCGACACGGAUGGAGAUGCUGCCGCGGGCGUCUUGGGUGGCAACGCUGCUCGUAUCCUAGAUUUGAAAUAGGCUCUAAAUCUGAGAUGCUACCAGAUUCAGCAUCACAUGGAUAUUAUGUCUUAUAAUUUUCGUCGGGCGUCUCAGUGAGAUUGCACGCUCUAAUGAAGAUAGCAAUCAAUGGAUCAUUCUUGUCAAGAUCAGUAAGUCAUAC
This is a messenger RNA of Aspergillus ibericus CBS 121593, 1536 nucleotides long. Its product is annotated as amidohydrolase family protein. Bases 243 to 1394 code for a protein of 383 amino acids. Gene Ontology annotation, biological process: secondary metabolic process. The transcript has 2 exons. The record is from RefSeq and is a predicted model, not a curated record. Gene Ontology annotation, cellular component: cytosol; cytoplasm. Gene Ontology annotation, molecular function: hydrolase activity; carboxy-lyase activity. NCBI's taxonomy places the organism in Eukaryota, Fungi, Ascomycota, Eurotiomycetes, Eurotiales, Aspergillaceae.